Molecule: messenger RNA, 1407 nt
Organism: Parnassius apollo (apollo)
Lineage: Eukaryota; Metazoa; Arthropoda; Insecta; Lepidoptera; Papilionidae
Source: the annotation of a GenBank genome assembly
AUGUCGGCAGGGUCCUCUCGGACUCGGCAAGCGGCAUCCGCCGCUGGUGGAGUGCGCCGCAUGCGUUGGACAAGGGAUAUGAACGCAAACGCAUUGCGGGCGUACUAUAGGGCGAAAGGGGAAGAAACUGCGGGGAUAGCGUAUCGGGCUCGGAUGCAUUGCUUUUUUGCUGAGCUGGAGCCGUCUAUUCCCGUCACGGAACAAAACCUGGCAGACCGAGUUCGGUACAUCAUGCGCUCGAAAAUAUUCGAUGAUGUCGAGCUCGAACGACUACGACGUGAGGCCAUUCCCUCAUCGAAUGAAUUGGCUACGGCUGGGGAUGCGGCUCCUCAGGCGACAGACCAGCUGCCACGCGUAGAAGCCGCCAUGGAUCUUCCAGUUGUGGUUGAUUCAGAUGAUGAUGAUAUGGUCUCCCACGAACUAGAGCAAAUGUGGAGUAUAUUGGAAGAGGCGAUUUUGGAAACGCGCAGCAUGCCUCUCGAAAAUCGACCGCGACUUCCUCGCAUACCUCUAAGCAAGCGAAAUCGGGCUGUCGUGAGGGCUCUUAACCCAAUGCUGGUAACCUAUUUGGAAGCCAGCCGGGACCUUUGCGAGACGGACUCAGUUCUUUUUGGCGCCGCAGUGGCAGCUUGCCGUAUUAUUGGCGCCAGACUUCCCAUGGCUGGACGCGCUUCUAAACAAAGUAGCGCCAUCCUAGCCUGGAGAAAAAGAAUUAAGGACCGUAUCGCAAAGGCAAGGGCCCUUAUCGGCAGACUGAUAAGCUUCAGGUCGGGUAAUAAUAGACCGAGGGUUGUGCGCACCGUUAGAAUGGCGUUUGCUGGGACAAAUAUCAGUUUGUCUCAGCCGGAUAUCACGCAGAAACUAACGGAGCGCAUAGACGACCUGAAGCAAAAGAUUGCUGCUUGGGGGAAGCGGAUUCGCCGAUUUACUGAGAGGUCAAGGCGGUUCAACCAGAAUCGUCUCUUCCAGAGUGAUCAGAAGAGGCUCUACAAAUCAUUGGAGCGACCAGAGUUAUGUGGAGCGGGCCCAGGACCGGACCAGGCUAACACUGUCGCAUUUUGGCGUGGCCUGUGGUCAGAGCCCGUAAACCACAGCGAGGGCCCUUGGACGGAAGUUGUGGCGAGUCAGUGUGCGAGGAUUACGCCCAUGGACCCCGUCAUCAUAACGCCGGAUGACGUAGCUGAGGCGGUCCGUAGAGCCCCGAACUGGAAAAGUCCGGGACUCGACGGACUGCAUCACUACUGGCUGAAGGGGUUCAUGGUGUGUCACGCUGUGCUCGCCCGUCAGUUUCAAGAGGCUCUCAACCAGAAGUCGCUCCCUAGCCUCUUCACUACUGGGAUCACUCAUUUGGUUCCUAAAGACCAGUUAAAGAUUUUGAGAGGGAAAUCGAUAUCACAACACGCAUAA